AUGUCGCACAUGUCAGCGAACAUUUUUAGCAGCACGGCGUUUGUCAACAUGACGUUGAAAAGGCGAAUUCUCAAGCUAUGUGUGCCGCAGAUCUUCUCGCAAGUGCUGCACGACUUCCAGAUCCCGCAAAUCAACGCCGUCAUCGACGAGAUGCACAUCUACUGCUCUCGCUGCAACCCGGCGCAACUCGCGGAGCUCAAGGCGUCCGGCACCAUUCCGCCGGGCGCCCCGCUUUGCGGCCUCAUGACGAAAACCGACGCGGAGCGCCUCUGCGCCGCCCUCCUCCGCGCCGCGCCGCCGCGGUUCAAGCCCCGUCCCGGCACGGAACGAGACCGCGGCGUCCGCGUCGUCCACGCCUGCUUCGGCAAGGCCCGCGGCGUCCUGUACCCGGCAUUGUACGCUGCUCCGGACGCCGCGUGCGUCGAGUGCCUCGACUGCGGCGGCGCCAUGAGCCCGCGCCACUUUGUGACCCACGCCCACGCGGGCCGAGAAACGCAGACGGUGCACUGGGGCUUCGAUUCGGCGCGUUGGCGAGAGUAUUUGGCUCUGGCGCCGGACCAGGUGGCGGAUGCGAGGAUGCAGGCUGUGUUGGACGACGUCAAGGCCAAGUUUGCGCACGCGGAGCCCGCGCAGUCAACGGUGGUCGUCGGUGGUGGGGGCGCCGGCGCGGGAGCCCCGUCCGCCUCCAUCGUCGUCGUCGGCGGCGGCGGCGGCGGUGGCUUCCACAGCAAAAGGAAACACGGAGACGUGUGGGUUUCAUUAUCAAUCAUCGCUUUUCCUCGCAAGGAAACCGAUAACAAUUGA
This is a messenger RNA of Notodromas monacha, 804 nucleotides long. The record is from the annotation of a GenBank genome assembly. NCBI's taxonomy places the organism in Eukaryota, Metazoa, Arthropoda, Ostracoda, Podocopida, Cyprididae.